Oryza brachyantha (malo sina) is the source of this 1179-nucleotide messenger RNA. Its product is annotated as putative rRNA methylase YtqB. Lineage: Eukaryota; Viridiplantae; Streptophyta; Magnoliopsida; Poales; Poaceae. The record is from RefSeq and is a predicted model, not a curated record. The coding region runs from base 83 to 976 and encodes 297 amino acids. The transcript has 6 exons.
UUUUCUUUCUUCUUUCCCUCCUUUUUUAUUUUCUUUUCAACUUUUUCCUCCUUUUUUUACGCGCUGCGAGUGCGAGGCUUUCAUGGACGCAUCAGGACCGUUAGUUUCUAAUCGAACGAACAACAAUCGCGACCUCGCCCGCGUCCUGCGCCACUCGAAACCACCCGCCGCCGCCGCAGCAACCGCCGCGACCCGCGGCCAGUCCACGAUGCCACCGCCGUUGCCGCGCGCUGCUCUACCCCUGCGCCCUCUCCUCCACCGCUCCCGGAGCCUACCGCCUCUGCUCCUCCGGCAGCCCAGACAGCGGCGUGGCCUCUCGGCGCGCGCCUCCGCUGCGCAGCUCGCUGGUCCUCCCGCCGCCGGAGGUGUGGAGGACGCGGUGGUGGGCUUCGUCGCCGGCAAGAGGAAGGCCACCGAGCUAGCUCACGCGGUGUGGAGAAGUAUUAUUCAGAAAGGGGAUACUGUGGUUGAUGCCACAUGUGGGAACGGCAAUGAUACAUUCGCUAUGCUAAAGAUGGUAGCUGAUGAAAGAGUGCAAGGGCGUGUAUAUGGGUUGGACAUUCAAGAGUCCGCGAUAACCAGCACUUCCUCUUUUCUGAAAAUGGCCGUCAGUAGCCAUGAGCUGGAACUUGUCGAGUUGUUUACAAUUUGUCAUAGUCGAAUGGAGGAGGUUGUCCCAAAAGAUUUUCCUAUCAGGCUUGUAGCAUUCAAUUUGGGCUAUCUUCCAGGGGGAGAUAAAACAAUAAUCACUGUACCUAAGACAACUGAGCUGGCUUUGCAAGCUGCCAGCAGAAUUGUCAGUUCUGGGGGACUCAUAAGUGUCCUUGUCUACAUUGGACAUCCGGGUGGAAGGGAUGAACUUGACGUUGUUGAAUCAUUUGCAUCAAGCCUGCCUAUUGAUACCUGGAUGAGCUGCAAGUUUGAAAUGCUGAAUAGACCAAUGGCUCCAGUACUCAUUCUCCUGCAUAAGAAAUGAUCAUGGCUUCUGUGAACCUACACAUUGUGGCAAGUAACAGAGCGAACACAUGCUCACUUGUGUGCUAAGUGCCACAUUUACUAAGGAUUCAAGUUACAUCGCAGAAUGCUAAGAGCAAUCAUACAUAAUUGUAUCAAACAAUCUGGAUGUUUUGGAGUGGCAAACUUUGGAAAUCUUGAAGCCUGCCCUAGAUUAACAUUGUA